This is a messenger RNA of Pseudogymnoascus verrucosus, 2158 nucleotides long. RefSeq lists its product as uncharacterized. The coding region runs from base 351 to 1301 and encodes 316 amino acids. The record is from RefSeq and is a predicted model, not a curated record. Lineage: Eukaryota; Fungi; Ascomycota; Leotiomycetes; Thelebolales; Thelebolaceae. The transcript has a single exon.
UGUCGCGCUUCUCCCCCCUUCCAAGACGCCGGCUACAGAAUUAGAAUCCCCACACCAGCGCUGGUAUGACUUCAAAUCGGCUGCACUCGCGUCUUUCGUUGCGGUAUCAUGGAGUGGAUUCACAGGAUCCUCGUCUUUGCAACUUGCAUCAGCGAAGUGCAUGUGGUCAUGUAAGUCAAUGGCGGGCGACUCUCAGCCCACUUUCUGAAAAGUAUAACUAUCAUCAUUGAACUCCCCUUUCGACUUUCCUCUCCCAUUCAUAUUCUCUCACACAUCGAGUAAAUUAUCAUCGAGUCCUCGCUGCUCUACAAUUUACCAUUCACCAAGAGACAACUCCUCUAUUUACAAACAUGUCAACCUCCGCCUUUCUUGAUGGCGACUUGAUGUCGGCUGCAGCGCAACGCAAGGUUGCGCGCAGUGCUCGAAUUUCCAGCUGGGAUCAAUCCGGGCUGAACGAGGACGCCUUUAUCGUCCAACCAGGCGAGACUGCCAUUUUGUGUGAUAUUGAAGGCCCGGGCAAAAUUACUCACUUGUGGUUUGUUCAGGCCUGUCGCCGCAUUCUUGGUCCCGGACUGAUCCCAUACUCGAAAUCGGGCGUUGCCAUGAUGGAGAUCCACAAUGCUCUGGGUCUGAACUACGAAGACAAUGAUCCAGAUUAUUACCGAAAAAUUAUCAUCAAGAUGUACUGGGAUGACUCCGAGACGCCUAAUGUCAUAGCACCCAUCGGAGAUUUCUUCUGUUUGGGUCAUUCUAUGGCCGCCAAUUUCCAGUCUACGCCAUUUACCGUCAGUGUUAAGCCGUCGGAAGAGAAGAAAUUCGGUGGAAAUGCCGCGUUCAACUGCUAUGUCCCUAUGCCGUUCAACAAGCGUGCAAGAAUCGAGAUUGAAAACCAAGGCGAGAACGCCUACAUCCAAUACUUUUACAUCGACUACGAGCUUCGUCCAGCUCCGUUCAAUCCCUCAGAGAUCCUCUACUUUCACGCACACUGGCGACGAGAGAACCCAACGAAAGGGUGGGCUGCACAAAACACACAAACGAACAGCCUCGAAACCCAAGUGCCUAACUUGGACGGCAAAGGCAACUAUACCAUUCUCGAAACCGAAGGAGCAGGCGCCUUCAUCGGAUGUAAUCACUCUGUGCUGCAUUUCCAAGGGACGUGGUGGGGCGAGGGCGAUGACAUGAUCUUUAUCGAUGAUGACACUUGGCCCCCAAGCAUGCACGGCACCGGUGGUGAAGACUACUUUAGUCAGGGAUGGGGCAUGCAGAAGAAUGCGUUCCCAUUCGGCCGGAUGAGGAUAUGACCCUUCAACCUCGUGGAUCUCAUGAGUCUCUACCUCAUAAGUAGGCUUUAUCACAUCGUCGCCAUGGAGCUCUGCUUUCUCAUACUGUAAACCCGACUCAUUAUGCGUGAUAGUUGUUUUUUGACCCCUUUUCCGAAUGUAAAGAAGAAAGAUGAGGAUGAGCGCCAACACGGCAAUGGAACCGACGACUGGGCCAGCUAUCCAGGCUUUGCUCGUUGUUGAUGAAUGGGGUGUGUCGGGGUUAUCGUUGGGGAUACCAUCGGGGAUAUCGUCGGGGAUGCCAUCGAGGAUGUCAUCGAGGGUGUCGUCGAGGAUGUAGUCGAGGAGGAGGUGGUGGCGGUGGCGGUUGAUGCGCGCUCUGGCGGUGAAGAUGCUGAGCCUGUAGUUGAUACGGAUGCCGUUUCUGGAACGAUAUAAACAAUUGUCGUUAUUUUGCCAUCUGUCAUGGUGAGGGUGACCGUGGAAGUAGCAAGUGCUAAGUUGCAGUAACUAAGAACCUCUCCAAAUUGUGGGAGAGGGGAGCUUUCAUCCGAUUUAAAUCUAUUUUCCGCAAUACAUUUCGUGCAGGCGUUAUAACUUGUUAUGAAAGCAGAAUCCGGGCCGCAAAGUGCAGGCGACCUUACCAUGGUCUGGGCCACAAUACUAGCAUUAUCUAGCCAUUAUGUGAGAGAUAAUCGACAAUUUGAGACUGGGGACUCAUUGCAAAUAGCAUAGCAGACAGCUGGGGCGGUAACACCAUCAGCAGGGAGCCCACCAGCAGCGGGGUUCUGGAUAGUACCACCACCACUACCAGGGAGCUGGAUGGUAACAUCACCACUAAGAGGGCGCUUGGCGACAACAUCACCACUAUCAGGGAG